Ilex paraguariensis (yerba mate) is the source of this 2488-nucleotide messenger RNA. Lineage: Eukaryota; Viridiplantae; Streptophyta; Magnoliopsida; Aquifoliales; Aquifoliaceae. The record is from the annotation of a GenBank genome assembly.
AUGUCAUCUUCAACUGAUCUUCGCGCCUCUGAAAACCCUAGCGACUGGCGGUUCACAUGGGAAGCCCAAUCACACACCCCAACCCUCCGAUUAUUCCUAUUCGAUCUGAACACCAAACCUUCGUGCCAAUGCACCAAUCUCGAAGUCAAGUUAGUGCUCGAACAAUCUCUACUAGUAGUCAGCUUUUUCGAAGACGAGGUCGAGACUUCACUGAGAGUUCCAAUUCCUAGGGUUUUGGUCGAUGUUGAAGCUCCGGUUCAGUUCAGCGCAUUGGACGAUCACAUCGAAAUAAAACUUGUUUUACUUCUUCCAGUCGAUCACCCGAUCGGUUUAAACUUUGAGUCCGUGUUGAAUUUAUCUGAAGAUUAUGAGUCUGCUCCACGAAAUGUGGUAUCGGAUGAAUUGCGGACUCUUUCUAUGGAUUCUGGUUCAGAAGUUAAGAAUUUAUCUUCAAUGGAGGAGGUCCACUUUUACUGCAGAAAUUGCUCAAAUAAGCUGACAAGGUCCCUCAGAUUUUUCAAGGAAAUGCCAUCAGUCAACUGGCGAGAGGUAGCUGACAAUUGGUUUGGGGCUUGUUGUUGCUCAUUUGGGGGAAUAAGUGAGAAGCUGGUCACCAAGUAUGCAGAAUCCUAUGCAUGUGCAGCAGGUGUGUGCCUAUUGAGUACCACAUCUCUCACGCUUUGCAAGGAUGACCUUGUAGGCUGUAAAUUUCCUGACUUGGAUUCAAGCCAAGAUUAUGAGUCCGAACUGAAUGAUGCUGGUGGCAGUUUUUUAAUCGAAGUUACUCAAGAGAGUGGAAGUAAACAUGAAAGCAUAGUCUCCUGUGAGAAUCUAAGUCAGAGGAUGCAAGAUCUUGACGAAAAAUUUUGUAGUCUCUGUCCAAGGGAAAAUAACCCAGGCGCAAGACUGGAGCAUGAAGUUAUUGAAAAGGCAAGUAAUGGUGAUAGUUUAUCUUACGUGUGUCAUGAAUCUGAUAUCACAAGAAAUAUGGAAUUGCAUAAUGGAUGCCAUGCUGAUAUAAAAAAACAUAUUCAGAACCAUGAUACUGAAUGUUGCACUCAUGACUCAUCUGAAACUUCUCCAAAGGAGCCAAAAUGUGGAAUUGAACUACUACCAAAUCAGAAAAUUUUUCUUAAUGGCUAUCUUGGGAAUGGUUUCAUGGCUAGAUCCUCCAAUCUUUCGAAAGAUGUUUCAUGGAUUGAAUUUCCGUGCCCUCACUGUUCAUACCUUCUUGGAGCAUACCCUUGCAUAAAUGGUUGUUCACCAUUGGAUGGUGGAGUUCGAUUGUUGAAGUGUUACAUCUCAACUUGCCUGCCUGUUGGUGGAUCAAGUGAUUUGUUCAGGAAUUACACCUUGGAGAGGAUGUUCACAAAUCAGUUGCUAGAAAGUGCGGAAGAUGAAUUAUCAUUUCGAACUGUGGUUAAAGAUCUGCAUACCAAAUGUCCUGUAUUGCAACUUGUUCUCUUAAACCCACAUUCAUGGUGCUCUACUGGAUACUGUUUGAGCACUAUGGAACCAGUUGCCAAGAUGGAUAUUUACCCUACUAUCAAGGUGCUAUUUUCUGACUGCAGUAAUGGUACUGAAUUUCAAAUAAGGAAUGUAGAAGAAUGGAUAACAAAGAAUCAAGCUGAUGAAGUCUACAUGCUGGCAUCCCAAAUAAAAGAACUAAUAGAAUUCUUGGAGUCAGCAAACAAUGUGUAUCCACCAUCCCAUUCAUUCCUGCAGGGUUUGCUUUUGUCAAGCUUGAGGAGGUAAUAGUAAACUCUUGUUCUAAAGCUUAGAUCUUCCAUGGGAUCCCUGUUUGAUGAACGGGAAGGGAUCCGUAUGUGAAAUCUUGUCAAAUGGGAGGCAAGAGCAUUCUCCGAAAGAAAAAUAGUGGGAGGAAUCCGAAUUCAAAACUUGUCUCACAUAUAUUAGCCUGAUGCAUUUCGUCAAGGUUGGCAAUCGUUGGAGAGUUCAAUUUCUCUGUGAUGUGGUUUGCUUGGAAUUGGACCUUUUUUAAUUUCUAUUGCCUUAAAAGCAGUUGCAAGUUUCCCAUUAUCAUGUUCGUUGCAAGGUUGAAGCUUCUUGUGCUUUACAACAAUCAUGGUCAUUUGAACAGAUUGGGUCUUAAACUAUGGAUGCCUUCUGGUGGAAUAAACAUUGAACAUGACUGGCUUCUGAAGAUCAAGGGAUUGUUGGAUGUUUUCUUCUGAACCUGGUGUGAAACAUCAUUUCACGAUUGAACAUUUGAUUGAUUGGGUCAAAAGUGAGGGCGCAUAGAAAGCAAACUGGAUCACCGAAGCUGGCGCACAUUACUUAUAGUGCCAAUGUCACGGCAUGUCAGGUGCAGGUAUCUAAGUUAAAAUUGCUUUCUUUUUUUUCCUACUUGUUAACAGUUUUGCCUAAUCUCCCCCAACCCCCACCACCCCCAACCCAUGGUUCCCGUGAUCUCUAUCGUCUUUCAGAUCUGUAACAGUGCUUUAGCAACUGUGCCAAUAGCUGCUGU